CCAACAAUUAUUACAGGUCGGUGGGAAAUUUGGGCUUUUUUUUCUCAGGUCUAUUUAACUAACGUCAUCACUCGUCCAACAUUUCUUAAACUCUUUUUCCCCUAAACAAGAGUACGGAGUAACAACUAUUUGCAAUUAGGGUUUUUUCUCUCAAUUCAUCUUCCAUUGAAUUUAUCCAAGCUAAGCUAAAUCAACGUUUGCUAUUUUAGCAUUUCAAUCGACGAACGAUGAGGCCUGUUUUCGUUGGAAAUUUCGAGUACAGUACUCGUCAAACUGAUCUUGAGCGACUUUUCUCCAAGUAUGGCAGAGUUGAACGCGUUGAUAUGAAAUCUGGGUUUGCUUUUGUUUACUUCGAUAAUGAACGCGAUGCGGAUGAUGCCAUUCGUGCUCUUGACAAUGUUCCGUUCGGCCGUGACAAGCGCAGGUUGUCAGUGGAGUGGGCCAAGGGUGAAAGGGGUAAGGCCCGUGAUGGAUCCAAGGGAGGAAGAGUCACUAAGACCUUAUUUGUCAUAAACUUUGAUCCAGUAAGAACACGUGAUCGGGAUCUAGAGAGACACUUUGAACCUUAUGGGAAGAUUUUGAGCGUCCGAAUUCGGCGGAACUUUGCAUUUGUGCAGUUUGAAAUUCAGGAAGAUGCUACUAAGGCUCUUGAGCACACCAACAUGAGCAAGCUGUUGGACAGGGUAAUCUCAGUUGAAUAUGCCCUCCGCGAUGAUGAUGAGAGAGAUGACAGGCUUCGCAGUCCAAGAGGUUAUGGCCGGAGCCCUCUGCAGCGCUCCCCAAGUCCACAUUUUCGUCGCAGUAGGCCAAGUCCUGACUAUGGUCGACCUCGUAGCCCUGUUUAUGAUCGAUAUGAUGGUCCAGCUUAUGAGAGGCGUCGUAGUCCUGAUUAUAUUCGGUACCGCAGCCGUUCACCAGUUCGGAGGUCAAGAACUUGAAGCUUCAAGCACUUCAUCAUGUAGGAUGUGGAACAGUGGAAGUACUAGGUUAUUGUUCUCUAAGAACUUGAGAUGUAUUUAGUUCGAGGAAUUUAGAAUUUUGAAGCGCACUUGUCGACUGUUAUGCUCUCGUUUAGAAUCCUGUAAUAUAUCUUCUGUGGAUUGAAACAUCAAUGACUUUAGUCUACAUCUUUGUGAAUCAUUAAUGGAUUUGGUCUAUUUCUCUGCGAAA
Molecule: messenger RNA, 1170 nt
Organism: Chenopodium quinoa (quinoa)
Lineage: Eukaryota; Viridiplantae; Streptophyta; Magnoliopsida; Caryophyllales; Amaranthaceae
Product: serine/arginine-rich splicing factor RS31-like
Exons: 6
Coding region: 228-938 (236 amino acids)
Biological process (GO): mRNA splicing, via spliceosome
Cellular component (GO): nuclear speck
Molecular function (GO): RNA binding
Source: RefSeq, a predicted model, not a curated record